AUGGCCGCCGCCGGCGACGAUCCGGAGACCAAUCGCGCGUGUACGGUCGACGCAGCGACCACGGCCGUGCGGCGAUGCUGGUCCUCCAGGUUCCCCGACGAUCUCCUCGCCGACAUCUGCCGCAUGCUCGACUCCCCGCGCUGCCGCGCGCGUUUCGUCGCCGUUUGCCGGUCGUGGCGAGCCGCCGCGCGCGCGGCGCCCCCCGUUGCGCUGCCAUGGCUGCUCCUCUCGCCCUGGAAGGGCGACUCGACGAGGCGCGUGUAUUGCCCCGAGGACGGAUCCGUCGUGCGCGUCCGGCUCACUUUCAAGAUGGAGGUCGUCGGCUGCCACGACGGUGGCUGGGUCGCCACGUUCAUGCCGGCAUCGCUCAAGAUCGUAAACGCCUUAUCCGGCGCCAAGGUGAAGCUCGGCCGGAAGCAGGAGAGGCUAGUCUGCGGGGAUCAUGUCCACGACUCGAUCCUGAAAAUCUACGCGUUCUCGAAGAUGCUGAAAAUUGUAUUCUCCGAACCACCCACCUCCCCUGGCUGCAUCCUCGCCGCCAUCGUCGACCACGACAGUAUCGGGCACUGCGUCGGGAUCUGCAGGAUUGGCUGUCCAAACAGCGGGUGGACGAUGCACAGAUGUCACGGUAGGACGUUCAUGGACAUCACCUUCUGCAACGGCGACCUCUAUGGCCUCGCCGAGAACGCAAGUGAAGUCGUCAAGUUUGAGAUUGGCGCGAACGAGGAUGGCGCGCCGGUGGUCAUGGCCGAGCGCCACCUAAGCAUCGGUGUGAGCUCCUCCGAGGAGAAUCAGCUGAGUUACAUCUUUGAUCUACACGGCAAGCUCGCGAUUGCAACGAGGGCACAAUGGUCACGGAACCUCCAACUUUUCUUCAAGGUGUUCGAGUUCGUUGACAUACAUGAUGCCAUUGACAACGAACCAGCAGCGUGCUACAAGCACAAGUGGGCGGAGGUGGCCGACUUGGGCGACCAUGCCUUAUUCUUGGGACGGACGUUCUCUACAGCAGUGCACGUGCCGUCAAACAGGCGAAGCAGCGUGGAGAGAAACACCAUCUACUUCUCCUAUCAUCGUCGCAGCUACUAUAGCUACUACGGACUUGUCAAGCCCCGACAUGCCCUAUUGUUGGCCACCUCGAAGGAAAACAGCGGCCCCACAUAUUACAUGGAAGAUGACAGGAACAAGCACACCAAGGGCGAUGAAAUGAAGAGGAUCAGGUCGGUAGGAUACUCCCACAUCACAAUGGACAAUAAUCACGAUGGCGGCGCAUGGGUUCUCCCUCCAGAUAUCUAG
Lolium perenne is the source of this 1293-nucleotide messenger RNA. RefSeq lists its product as uncharacterized. The record is from RefSeq and is a predicted model, not a curated record. NCBI's taxonomy places the organism in Eukaryota, Viridiplantae, Streptophyta, Magnoliopsida, Poales, Poaceae. Gene Ontology annotation, molecular function: protein binding.